AUGUCUGCUGGCAAAACCACAUCGUCGAUGAUGGAUGGAAAUGCCGGGAUGCAGACAGACCUUGUUUCGCGUAAAUUGUCAACUCGACGACAGGGCGAGCAAUUGCAGGAGCCUAAACAAAUGAUGAGGAAGAAGAAGCCUGGCAGGCUACAACACAGAACACAGAAGCCUGAUAAGGCCACUGCGAAUGCCAUUUUGAAUGUUCAGUACGACAUGACAUACUCAGUACGAAAUACGGAGAUGUGA
Sporothrix schenckii 1099-18 is the source of this 246-nucleotide messenger RNA. RefSeq lists its product as uncharacterized. The transcript has 2 exons. Lineage: Eukaryota; Fungi; Ascomycota; Sordariomycetes; Ophiostomatales; Ophiostomataceae. The record is from RefSeq and is a predicted model, not a curated record. The coding region runs from base 1 to 246 and encodes 81 amino acids.